GUAAAAUCCCACUCCAACCAUCAAAAUUGGAUAAACUUUCCUCACUAACCCUACGCGGCCACGCCUGUCUUCUUUUUUCUUCUUCACUCCCAAUUUCUCCCGCCGGUGAAGUGCAAAACCUGCCGGAGGCGACGGAAGCCUCCAUUUCCGUUGCGUAGCUGCAAGGUUAAGUGGCAUUUACCACUCCAUGGCCUUCAUCAAAUUAAGAUUAAGCUUAUACCGCUCUCUCUCCCCCUUGUCACGUUUCAGACUAUACUCCUCUUCGUCUGCUCCGGCUAUAGUCUCAGAAGCUCAGCUCGGACAUGACACAGACGAUGACGCCGAAGUUCCUCAAAACACCGACCUAUCCCCUGAAGAAACCCUAAUCGCCGAUGAAUUUCACGCCCUGAUAAAAGACCAUUACCGGAGAAAUCCAAACCCUAACGCCGCCCCUGCUGAUCCCAAUCUCACCCUCCCCGACCUCGCCGCGGAUUUCUCAAAACUCUCCCCCACGUACUCGGUUUCCCCCUCCAUCGCUCGCAGCGUGAUCCAGAAAUGCGGCGGCGUCCGCCAUGGCACCCCCUUCCUCCAAUCCCUAGCGUUUUUCAACUGGGCCACCUCCCUCGACGGCUUCCCCUCCUCCCCUGACCCCUACAUAGGAAUGAUCGACCUAGCCGGAAAGCUGCGGCAGUUUGAUUUGGCUUGGCAUCUGAUCGAACUGAUGAAGGCUCGCAGCAUCGAAAUUACGUCCCUACCCUUCUCCCUUCUCGCCCGGCGUUACGUCAGAGCCGGAUUCCCCGCAGAAGCUGUCCACACCUUUCAUCGAAUGCAGGACUUUGGCUGCACUCCUGAUAAGGUAGCAUUCUCCAUUGUUAUCAGUAUCUUGUCCAAGAAGAGAAGGGCAAGCGAAGCUCAAUCAUUUUUCGACAGCCUUAAGCAUAAAUUCCAGCCUGAUGUUGUAAUCUACACCAGCUUAGUUCAAGGAUGGUGCCGCGCCGGUAACAUUGAGAAAGCCCAGGAGGUUUUCAAUGACAUGAAGCUUGCUGGAAUCAAACCCAAUGUCUACACUUACAACAUUGUGAUUGAUGCGCUCUGCCGCUGCGGUCAGAUUACUCGUGCCCAUGAUGUUUUUGCAGAUAUGAUUGAUGCAGGGAUUAAUCCCAAUGUUGUUACUUUCAACAAUCUCAUGCGCGUUCAUGUCAAGGCUGGAAGGACUGAGAAGGUCUUGCAAGUUUACAAUCAGAUGAAGAAGCUAGGGUGUUCUGGUGAUACGAUCACGUACAAUUUCAUUAUACAGAGUCAUUGUAAGGAUGAGAAUCUUGAUGAAGCCACCAAAGUUCUGAAUUUGAUGGUCAACAAAGGGGUUGCUCCAAAUGCCUCGACUUUCAAUCCGAUUCUCGGGUGCAUAGCAAAUGCUAAGCAAAAAGAUGUAAAUGCAUCUCACAGGAUGCAUGCCAGGAUGAAUGAAUUGAAGUGUGAGCCCAGCACGUUGACGUAUAAUAUAUUGAUGAAAAUGUUUGUUGACUUGAAAUCGAUCGAUAUGGUUCUGAAACUAAAGAAGGAAAUGGAGGAGAACCGAGUGGAGCCUAACGUGACCACAUACAAAGUUUUGAUCUCAAUGUACUGUGAGAUGGGACACUGGAACUAUGCCUACCAGUUUAUGAAGGAGAUGGUGGAAGAAAAAGGCUUAAAACCGAAUUUAUCUAUUUACAAAAGGGUCCUAGAGAUUCUGAGGAAUGCGGGACAGCUUAAAAAGCAUGAGGAGCUGGUGGAGAAGAUGGCUGCGAGGGGAUAUGUGGUUCGCCCUUUGUAGAAAGUAGCUUUGAUAGUGUGUUUUAGAACAACUUUUGAGCUUCUACUCCACCAAAAAUGCAGUUUUUGAGUUUUUAAGGAUCUUCUUUAGCUUAUGGAUUGCGGUUCCAGAAGUGCAAAUUGAGCUCUGGAAAUGCUUUUUAAGCAAAACUAAGAGUAAGUGUUUUCAGCUUUCAAUCCCAUAUAUGGAAUUUUAGUUUAGAUUGUUUCAAUUCUCAUGCUUUGUUAGGGUAAAUUUGUUUUGAAGCUCAUUUGUGGGCACCAAUCCAUUUGAUUACAAUUGCGUAGAGCUUUCCUUGUCUCUUAUUCUCUUCUCUUGAUCAUCAAUCCAAUAACCAUUGCAUUGCAUAUUAAUGCAAUGGAAUAAUACUUACUCCGGGGU
Messenger RNA from Cuscuta campestris, 2173 nucleotides. The record is from the annotation of a GenBank genome assembly. NCBI's taxonomy places the organism in Eukaryota, Viridiplantae, Streptophyta, Magnoliopsida, Solanales, Convolvulaceae.